AUUUGGCAUUUUCACCGAAGCCUCUACUCCUUUUGUCUUCAACAUUUCUCCUUGAAAUUAUUUCUUUUCAGCGAAAACAGUCUGUAGUUGUAACUUUCUCACGCAUACAGUGAAAAUCUCCUCUGUGGAUCAUUAAAAGGUAAGCUUGAAAUAGCUUUUCUUUUAUGAUUUUACUAUUUUUAGCUUUGGUUCAUCGCGUUGAUCAAUCCUUGUCUGAUUUCCUGAGCAAGUUUCGGUAUUCAUUUCCAAGAAUUUGUGAAACACUGGUCUAGAUUACUGGGUCUUGUUGGGAAUUUUGUUUUAACUUCACUUAUCAAGAGUCUCUUUCAUUGUGUUUAUUCAGUUUCCAAGUUUUGGGUUUGUGAGAAUCAUGAGAAAUUAAGUUCCAGAUAUGCUUUUGGCCGGUUAGGACUUGGUAUAAUAUGUAUUGGGUUUGUAGGAUUUUUGUGGGAUUUUGAUUUUAUUUUUACCCUCUUCUGUAAUUGCCAAGGAAAUGGUGGAAAUUGGAAGGAGGUGGAAUGUUGGGGUUUUAUGCUCUUUUGUGUUUUAGUUUCUAAUUUUGGAGAUAUCAACUUGGGUGAGCGGUGAGCCAAGUGCUUACAUUAGGCUUAGUUAAGUGGUUUUGCUGCUUUCUUAAAUAUUGGCAUAUGUGAAAUUUGAGAUUUUAUAUUGUUUCCUAUUCCUUCUUUUCUCAGCCACUGAACAUCAUUAGCGUUUUGGAAUUUUGGGAUUCAGUUUGUUGACAUAUGGAUACUUCAGGUUUGGGAGGGCGUUUUCUGUCCCAUCCAACAGGUGGAUUAUUAAACCUCGAGUCACCAAUUCAUCGACAACAGCAGACCCAAUUGGGUCUUCCUUCGUUAGCCCAUCAAAAUCAUAUGAAUUUAGUAGGUGGCCAUGAGAAUGAUCAUCAAACCAUUGGGCUAAUGGAAGUGAAAGGCUCAAUCCCAAAAGGAUAUUCAGCAGUUUUCAGUAAAGGGAAAGCUGUUAGCCCUUUUAAUGCCACAAAUAAUGGCAGUGUGAGUGAGGAUGAUGAACCAAGCUUUACAGAAGAUGGGAAUGGUGAGAACACCAGUGGAGCUAAGGGUAAAAAGGGAUCCCCAUGGCAGCGAAUGAAAUGGACGGAUAAUGUGGUUAGGCUUCUUAUAGCAGUAGUCGCUUAUGUGGGUGAUGAUGGUGCAUUUGAGGGUGUUGAGGGGCUUAAGAGGAAAUCUGGGAUUCUGCAGAAGAAAGGUAAGUGGAAAUCGGUGUCAAAGAUAAUGAUCAGUAAGGGCUGUCAUGUUUCACCACAACAAUGUGAAGAUAAGUUUAAUGAUUUGAAUAAGCGGUACAAGAGGUUGAAUGAUAUUCUUGGAAGGGGAACCAGUUGUAGAGUGGUAGAGAAACCUGCUCUUAUGGACUCAAUGCCUCAUCUUUCAGCUAAAUCAAAGGAUGAUGUUAGGAAGAUAUUGAGUUCAAAACAUUUGUUUUAUAGGGAAAUGUGUGCUUACCAUAAUGGACAGAGGAUACCCGACUGCCAAGAUAUUGACCUACAGGGCUGUUCACUACCCCUUGAAAGGUGCUCAAGAGACAAUAAUGGCUCAGAGGAAGAGGAAGCUGGGGGACAUGAUGAUAGUGAUGAUGAUGAAUCAGAUAAUGAAAGUGACCUUAAUGCUUAUGAGGAUGGGGAGAGGAUGGGCAAGUAUGAGAAGAAUAAAGUAAAUGAAGAGGAUGACCAUCUUUGGGCUCAAUCAGGUUGGUGCAAUGGCUUUGAGGUCGAAAUGUCUGGGAUUCUUCAAGAUCCUAUGGUGUCAUUGUGGGAGAAAAAGGAGUGGAUUAAGAAACAGAAGUUGCAGCUCCUUGAGCAGAGGGUCAGCAUCCAGGCUCAAGCAGGUGAGCUUGAGAAACGGCGCUUCAAGUGGUUGAGAUAUUGCAGCAAGAAAGAUAGGGAGUUUGAUAGAUUAAGGCUGGAAAAUGAGAGGAUGAGACUAGAGAAUGAGCAAAGCAUAUUGCAACUGAGGCAGAAGCAACUGGAAAUGGAUUUCAGGAGCUCAGAAACAUCUCGAGACCUCACUUCCCUUGGUAUUGACAGAACGCAAGGAAGAGGUCAAAUUGAUCUGGACAGGCAUCAAUAGAUCCUUCAAAGUUUAAAGACUUGUCAAUCCACUCCUGCUCUCUUGUAUGAUUGUCCCCAACGGAACUUUUCUAGCGUUAUGUAAAUGGAGUAUCUAGCCUUGUGCACCACGUGUAUCGCUUUAGAUUGACAUUAGGAAUGUCUGAUAUAUAUUUUUUUUGAGCAUUUUGCUUC
Hevea brasiliensis (rubber tree) is the source of this 2284-nucleotide messenger RNA. RefSeq lists its product as uncharacterized. The record is from RefSeq and is a predicted model, not a curated record. The transcript has a single exon. Lineage: Eukaryota; Viridiplantae; Streptophyta; Magnoliopsida; Malpighiales; Euphorbiaceae. The coding region runs from base 747 to 2111 and encodes 454 amino acids.